This is a messenger RNA of Durio zibethinus, 3289 nucleotides long. RefSeq names its product pentatricopeptide repeat-containing protein At3g23020-like. The record is from RefSeq and is a predicted model, not a curated record. Gene Ontology annotation, molecular function: protein binding. Lineage: Eukaryota; Viridiplantae; Streptophyta; Magnoliopsida; Malvales; Malvaceae.
CCUUCUAUUUAAAAAAAUUUCCACUCAAUCCAAUAAAAAAAUUCCAAAUCCGUUGAAUACAAAUAAUUUAGCUCUCUUUAAUUCAUAGUCGUGCUUGUAUAAAAGAAGCUGCAGCAAUUGGAUGUCUGCGGACAGCAAAAUCUUGAACCGGAAAACUCUUUCGCAGCAAAACCAUAACCCAGAAAAAAGAGGUUAUAAUUUGUGGUACUAAUAUUUUCAAUUCUCACUUAAAUUUUCACAAAAAUCCAUUUUAUCUGAGCAAUAGUAGAAAUGCUUGCAAAACUUCCGCUAGAUUCCAGUUGCUUCAAUGUUUUAUGCUCCUCAAAAACCACACCACCCAACAUCACAGGAGCUUCCCUUUCGAUUUCAGUUUCAGUUUCUCCAAUUGAAAAACUCGAACCAAUCACUAAAAGCAACCAACAAAUACUUGUCGGUACUCACAAUGGAGGGGGAACCAAGAAAUUCAAUGGAGUUCGAAAACAGAGUCUUGAUAAUCAGCCUGAGCCAAGUAAUCAGAUUUUGGAGAAAAACCCAGAUAGCGAAAGGAGAGAAAAAACGAGGGGAAGUUUCAAAUUUAUGAAUAAAAGAGGUAAAUUCGGUACAGUUUGUGGAAAAUUUCCCGUGGAGAAAUUGCAGGCCAAGUGUUCGACGAAAUGGGCUUCUUAUGGAGGUUGUAUUCCAGCGAUUUUGGGAGCUUUGGAUAGCGUUAAGGAUUUGGAUGAGGCAUUAAAGCCAUGGGCUGAAAAGUUAAGCAACAAAGAAAGGAGUAUAAUUCUAAAGGAGCAAUCUAGUUGGGAAAGGGCUGUAGAGAUUUUUGAGUGGUUUAAGAGAAAACAGUGUUAUGAGUUCAGUGUAAUUCAUUAUAAUAUUAUGUUUAGAAUUCUUGGUAAAGCUCAUAAAUGGGGUUAUGUUGAGAGGUUAUGGAAUGAGAUGAGUUUUAGAGGGAUUGAGCCGAUUAAUUCUACUUAUGGUACUCUAAUUGAUGUUUAUAGUAAAAGUGGGAUGAAGCAGCAGGCUCUUUGUUGGCUUGGAAAGAUGAAUAAGCAAGGAAUGGAGCCUGAUGAGGUGACUAUGGGAAGCGUUGUGCAGUUGUAUAAGAAAGCAGGUGAGUUUCAGAAAGCUGAGGAGUUCUUUAAGAAGUGGUCAUUGAAUGGAUCUUCGAGGAAUGGCGGAAGUGAAGCAUUCGGUGCAGUGGAAAGUGAUUCACCUUUACGCUCGUAUACAUACAAUAUUUUGAUAGAUACAUAUGGAAAGGCAGGGCAGCUUCAAGAGGCUUCUGAAACGUUUGAAAUGAUGCUUAGAGAAGGGAUUGUUCCAACUACUGUUACUUUUAAUACAAUGAUUCACAUUUGUGGUAACCAUGGACAGUUAGAAGAAGUGGCUUCACUGAUGAAGAAGAUGGAGGAGGUUCAGUGCCUACCUGACACAAGAACAUAUAAUAUUCUCAUCUCCCUCCAUGCUAAACAUGAUGAUAUAAAGAUGGCAGCAGGCUAUUUUGCAAAGAUGAAGGAGGCCUGCCUUGAACCAGAUCUUGUGAGUUUUCGCACCCUCUUGUAUGCAUACUCAAUAAGGCAAAUGGUCAGUGAGGCUGAAGACCUCAUACAGGAGAUGGAUGAACGACAUCUUGAAAUUGAUGAAUAUACUCAAUCUGCUCUGACCAGAAUGUACAUAGAAGCUGGGAUGCUUGAGAAGUCAUGGUUAUGGUUCAUGAGGUUUCAUCUUGCAGGGAAUAUGCGUUCAGAAGGCUACUCUGCCAACAUUGAUGCCUUUGGGGAGCGGGGACAUGUUUUUGAAGCUGAAAAAAUUUUUGUCUGUUGCCAAGAAAGGAAGAAGCUUACUGUCCUUGAGUUUAAUGUAAUGAUUAAAGCUUAUGGGAUAGGGAAGGGUUAUGAUAAAGCAUGUUGGUUACUUGAUAGCAUGCUGAGUCAUGGUGUUGUUCCGGACAAAUGCAGUUAUAGUUCUCUCAUACAGAUAUUGGCUAGUGCUGACUUACCACAUGUGGCAAAAUGCUACCUGAAGAAGAUGCAGGAAGCAGGACUUGUAAAUGAUUGCAUCCCUUAUUGUGCUGUGAUCUCAAGCUUUGUGAAAUUAGGAGAAUUGGAAAUGGCUGAAGGACUAUAUAGUGAGAUGAUUCAGAACAAGGUGGAGCCUGAUGUUGUUGUCUAUGGUGUAUUGAUAAAUGCUUUUGCCGAUCUUGGAAGCGUUAAAGAAGCUAUGAAUUAUGUUAAUGCAAUGAAAAGUGCUGGAAUACCUGGAAAUGCUGUUAUAUACAAUUCAUUGAUUAAACUUUAUACAAAAGUUGGCUAUUUAAAAGAAGCACAGGAAGUAUAUAAACUACUUCAGUUGUCAGGAUUCCACACUGAUAUGUAUUCUUCUAAUUGUAUGAUUGAUCUCUACAGCAAGCGAUCUAUGGUUAGUCGAGCAGAAGCGAUUUUUGAGAACUUAAAGCAAAAGGGAGAUGCUAAUGAAUUUACAUAUGCAAUGAUGCUAUGCAUGUAUAAAAGAAAUGGGAGGUUUGAGGAAGCCACUCGUAUUGCAAGACAGAUGAGAGAACUGGGACUUCUAACUGAUUUGUUGAGUUAUAAUAAUGUGCUUGGAUUGUAUGCUAUGGAUGGGAGAUUCAGGGAGGCAGUUAGAAUUUUUAAGGAAAUGGUGAGUGCUUGGAUUCAACCUGAUGAUAGUACAUUCAAAUCACUUGGAUCCGUUCUCAUGAAAUGUGGAGUUCCAAAGCAGGCUGUUAACAGGCUGCAAGUAGCAAGGGAGAAGGAUACUCGGAGUGGUUUGCAAGCAUGGAUGGCUACCCUUUCUUCUGUGGUUGGAAUGGAUGAAGAUGAUGAUGACUAUGCCUAGACAUUCUCUUUGCAAUUGACUUUUUGGGUUUGAGUUCAUUGUUGGAUCAUUGAAGCCUGGAGAUGACCCAAUAGACAAAACUUUAAUCAAAAGCCUCACAAUGUAUAGCUGAAGUUUUAUGCAGAUGUGUUUAUGACAUGAAAAUUUCAACCUGAGAUUUUUCAUCUUGGUGUUUGAUAUGCAGCACCUAGCACAUAGCUUGACACUGUUAAUCAACAUCAUGAUACUUGCUUGCUCGGUCUGUGUAGCAUUGAUAGCUGCAUGUUACUUUCCAGGCCUGACAAGAGCAUGUUCCUAAUUUUCUUACACGAUCAACUGGUUUGAUUCGUCCAUGGGCUAUAAUUUCACCCACUGGUCUCUCCCUGGUCUCUUAUUACACUAGAUCUAUGAACUUAAUCAUAACUGUGUACAGAGAUUACCACCAUAUCUGCAGUCAGAA